Messenger RNA from Protopolystoma xenopodis, 1392 nucleotides. The record is from the annotation of a GenBank genome assembly. Lineage: Eukaryota; Metazoa; Platyhelminthes; Monogenea; Polystomatidea; Polystomatidae.
AUGCCAUGGAGACCCAAAGAGAAACAGGACUUAUAUGAAGAUGAUGAAGAAAUGGCAAUUGAAUUGCCGGAAAAUUCGGCCAUCUCAAACUCAUCCCUUAUCGAGUCAAAGGUAUCGGUUCGUCUGUUCGGAGGUCGACUCAAUGUGGGUGUGCGUGAGGGUGAGGUGCAACAUGGUACGCCUCGGUUACAGAUGUCCUAUGUGAACGAUCGCCAGGAUAUUAAUAUUAGCAUUAAUAGGACAAAUCACUCCGCCCCUGUCCGCAAUUGCCGUGGCAUCGCAGUCAAGGGGCCCACUAGAAGAGCCGCCGAGGUUGCUCGUGCUCGCAGGACUAUUGGCCACUACAACAAUGACCUUUCGGAGGGACUGACGGAUGGCAUUCACGGCAACAAUGUCUUCUGCCGACCGGGUCUUACUCUUUGGGAUUCUAUGCGCCUGCUCGCCGUCUCGGCGUUUUCCGAGGCCUUUGACUGUCUUUCGCCCAUCUCGCCUCCGUCGACAGGACAAGAGGUGCCGCCUCGGGCGCAGCCUUGUCUAGAGCAGGUGAAAGAGGAAAGGGAAGCGGAAGCGGAAGAAGAAGAGAAAGAGGAAGAAAAGGAAGCGGAAGAAGAAGCAGAAGAGGAAGGAGAGCAAGAGGAAGAGGAAGAGGAAGAGGAAAAGGAAGAGAAGAGAGAGGAGAAGGAGGAGGAGGAGGAGAGCGAAUGGUGUGUGGCAAACGAGACGGUAGCCGCUGCUCCGAUCGAGCAUGGCGUCAAGUCGAGAGCCUUCUUUGUGCAAAGCCUCUCCUUCGAUCUCGGCACACCUGACGCCCAGCAGCCGGUGAGUCGAGCCGAAGAGUGCGUCGCGUCGAGUCAACCCGAGACGGGUACAUCCGCCCGGCAACCGGCGCACAGUUACUACGACGCCGCAGGCGCGGAGGCGACUGCGUCCAGGCUGGACGAGACGGCAGUCAACGGCUUCCACGACAGCCCCGCUCCUGAGACCAUCUUCAGCGUGUACCAGACGGCGAAGAAUCGCAACCGUCUGUCCGAGCGAGAGUUCGCCGACAUCAUCAACGAGCUGACGACCCAACUGUUGCCACGCAAUCUCUCCAACUCGUUCGAAAAAGGCACCAGCUGUUGUCCUCCGGCCGCGCGCAAGAUGUACGCCUGGCAGGAGCCACCGCCCAUCUCUCCGCAGACCUCCGAGUCCAACCUCGACGAGACGCCGCCCGCGAGGCCGGUCUCCGAGACCGACGUUGACAAAUACGUCGACGACGCUGUCAACGUCAACGUCGACGCCGACGUUCCACCUCGCCACGACUCGUCCGUGCCCCACACAUCCCCCACCAGCCCCGGCGACGACAUGGCGACCGGCCGGCCGGAGGUUAACGCGCCAAAUGACGCCAUCACG